GCUACUGUCUGAGAGAAGCCGCAGAAAUGCCUUGGCGCAGGACCCGGAGACGUCAUGGAUUCCUGAGUGUGGGGCUUUGCAGGAAAGCCCUGAGUCUCCGACAUGGACCGGCUCCAGGUUUCCAUGGCAAAGGCGCACAAACAGGAGGAAACACUGAGGGAAUCCCGUUAUUUUACAGCAUUGGAGCAUUAUAAACACCCAGAGCGGGGAAGGAAGCCGCUCUUGAUACACAAGUAAUCCUUAUAGAGCUCGAGGAAGGGGGACUUCAUACCAGAUCCACUGCUGGAGCUGCUGCGGCUUGAUGCUUUUUUAGAAAAGAAAGGGAGUUUACGCGCAGCUGCUGUGUCGCAGCUUGAAGUUUAGUCUUCUUUCGACAAUUUUUUAACCGAAGAGAGCUUCCUCUGCUAUGGUUAUUAGCGGAAAGCCCUAAAUUUUUCUUUUUAUUUCUUUUUUUUUCCCCAUUUUUUUCUCUCUCUCCCUCUCCAGAUGUUUAGAGAGACUUGGAUGCUGGCACAGUACCACACCAUGCGCUCGAUGGAUCAAGAUGACCCCAACCUUGCACCUCACAAAGUCCUCAGCCCUGAGUCUGAGCAGGGAUUCCACCUGGAGGAGGCCUCCCCAUACGGCAUCAAGUCCUGCAGUCCCUCCUACAGCACCGAAGUUCUCUCUGGGUAUGAGAACCAGGAGGCCAGACACUACCUGGACAAUACCCGGCCUGCAGGCCUCGCCCUGAGCCCGCGGAUCGAAAUCACCCCCUCCCGUGAGCACUACAACCAUGGCCGGGACUCCCUGCAGAACCAGCACCUGAACAUUAGCCCCAGACCCACCCUCACUGUGCCUGGCCAUGAAAACCUUGCCUACCGUGAGCCUCAGUGCCUGAGUCCCGCCAGUAGCAACUCCUCCACCAGCUGGCACUCGGAGAGUUAUUCCCCCUGGGCGUCUCCUUGUGUUUCCCCUAGCAACGGCCAGAACCCUGGUGACCUGUGCCCUAGAUUACAGAACAUCCACACUGGCUCCCCGCGCACCUCUCCAGGCACCUCUCCUCGCACCAGCCUAGCUGAGGACGGCUGCCUGGGACCCCGCUCGCCCUCUUCCAGACCUGGCUCCCGCUCCACCUCCCCACAGUGCAAACGCACCUACGACAUGUACAGAAAUCCAGGCUUAGUGCUUGGGCACCGCUCCCGCAGUCCCUCCCCCCUCAGCAGCCAUGAAGAUCCCAACAUAGGAGCCCCCUAUACACACAGCAACCUAUCCGAUGCCAUGAAUGGUUUUGGUAAUGGUCAGCCAGGCCAGUUGCCCACUAAAUUAGUCAAGACGUCCAACCAGGUUUACACUCUUUACCCAGAGAACCACGUAGAAGGGAACUACCUGGUCUCCUGUGACCAGGACAUAAAAGCCAAACCUGUGGCAGAGCCUUUCUUUGUUAUCCCCCCAAUCUGGUCCAAGCCGCUGGUUUCCAGCAUCUGCAGCAUCCCUGUGGCUUCUCUUCCCCCGCUGGAAUGGCCGAUCCCCAGACGCACAGACCAGUACGAGCUCCACAUUGACGUGCAGCCCAAGCCACACCACAGAGCUCACUACGAGACAGAGGGAAGUAGGGGUGCAGUCAAAGCCCCCACGGGAGGACAUCCUGUUGUGCAGUUACAUGGCUACAGAGGCAAGGAGCCACUUGGUCUGCAGAUCUUCAUUGGUACAGCAGAUGAGCGCAUCCUGAAGCCCCACGCCUUUUACCAAGUCCACCGCAUCACCGGUAAGACCGUCACGACCACCAGCUACGAGAAGGUUCUCCACGGCACCAAGAUCCUGGAGAUCCCCCUGGAGCCAAAGAACAACAUGAAAGCAAUAAUCGACUGUGCCGGGAUCCUGAAGCUCAGGAACGCCGACAUCGAGCUGAGGAAGGGCGAGACCGACGUCGGGCGGAAGAACACCCGCGUUCGUCUUGUGUUCCGUGUGCACAUACCUCAGCCUGGAGGACAGCACGUCUCUCUCCAAGUGGCCUCCCAUCCUAUCGAGUGCUCCCAGCGUUCAGCACACGAGCUUCCCAUGGUGGAGAAGCAGGACAUGGACAGCUGCUCCGUUCUGGGAGGCCAGCAGAUGAUCCUGACUGGGCAGAACUUCAGCUCCGAUUCCAAAGUCAUUUUUCUGGAGAAAACCCAGGAUGGGCAGCAAAUCUGGGAAAUGGAAGCAACAGUGGACAAAGACAAGAGCCAGCCUAGCAUGCUGUUUGUCGAGGUGCCGUCCUACAGAGACUCGUCUGUCUGCCAUUCUGUCAAAGUCAACUUCUACGUCAUCAACGGCAAGAGGAAGCGCAGCCAGCCUCAACAUUUCACCUACACACCACUGGCAUCUCCAUCCAUCAAGACAGAGCCCCUAGAUGAGUAUGAAGCGGACCACAUGGGUUUUGCCAUGCCUCACAUCUUGGGCUUAUCCCCUCAUUCCUACUUCCAUAACCCGCGUGGCGUCCUCCACCCAGACAAUGGCCUGGUCUCCGGCAUGGCCUACCAGCGUCUUAGCUCCAGCCUCCCCAGCCAAGACGUUCGUUUCCAGCAGCACAGCCCAGCCAUCGUCUACUCCCGUGGGGGCAAGAGUUUGAGCGGCGGGCCCGGCCUCUAUCAGCAGACUGGAGGGAUGAUGCCUGACCCCCACCGGUCGGUGCUGGUCCACACGGGCUCCCCGGCUCAGUCUGUAGGUCCCAUCGGUGCAGGCCAGCACCCUUCCAUCAUCCAGUUCUCCCCCAUCAACCACCACCUGCUCCGAGGAGAAGAGCCCCAACCUCUCUCUGCUCCGCAGCCGGACAGCCAGCAGAUCAUCUACUGCGAUGGCUACUCCCCACAGGCAGCCGCCUCCCAGUCGCCCACACCCCCCCAGGCCCAGGCCCAGGCCCAGGCCCAGGCCCAGGCCCAGGCUGUGAACCACCCUGCCCAGCAUUAUCCCACCGUGAUCCAACAGCAGCCAUACGCGCAGAAGACGCAGCAGAAAGGCCGGGCUCCUCCUGGCACGGGGCAGAUGGAGGCUCCAGGAGACGGACAGAGGAGGGUGACGGUCAAGGAGGAGAACUUGGACCAGGCCUACCUAGAUGAUGGUGAGUUGAAUGAGAUCAUAAGAAAGGAUCUGACGGGCGUUCAGGCCAGAGGGCAGACAUAGAGGACAGACCGGAGCAGGAAAUGACAACAACGCCCCCCCCCCCCUCCAGACAGACAGACAGACAAACAUACACACACACACACACACACACACACACACACACAGUCUUCAACCUUCCACUGGUGAUGCACAUCCACCAAAAUUCACUCUUCCUCGUUUUCUUUCACCCAGCAGCAGGUUUCCAACCAACCAAUGAGAAACAGGCAAACGCGCCUUAAGUUUUAGAUUUUUUUGGGGGGGAAAUUGAAGUUUGGAAGCAGUUUUUUUACAGAGAAGUACACAGAUGCAACAAAAUGAAGCAUAUAAAACUCACCUGUUUGCCUUCCACGUGUGCCUCAUACCGGUGACUGACAGUUAUGUAACAUAAGCUCAAAUUUGAUUUUGGUUGGUCAACAGCUUGUAUUUCCUACCAAAGAUUCCGCCCAAUUACAAUACAUCAGAUGUGUCUUGUGGCCAACAGCUCGUUUUAUUCUUCUUGCACAAAGUGUGUACUACACUGUGUGUAACUUCAUCUGUUUUACAUGAAAAUGUUGCCUUUUCAUGCUGAUCAUCUCAUUUUAAGUGCAGUUUUCUAAUGGAAGUGAAGCGCACACUGCCUUAACCAUACACACGUUGACUAUUGUGACGCCUCCUAAUAUGCACUGUUUUCAACAACAGGGGGUCAAUGUUAUUACUUUUUUAUACAUAUAAUAUUUGAGUCAUGUGAAUAAUGUACCGUUUUAUAUUUUUAGAAAAUACAUUGCAUUAUAUUCAGGUUAUAAUGCCGAUGUGGCUCCACAGGGGCCCGUUUUUAAAUGCUUUCUACGCCCAAUCUUUCAAUCUUGCGUUGAAUAUGAUUUUAAAAAUGUAUCUUAACUCUGGCUCGUGCCAGCUGAAGUAAGAGAUUUUGUACUCUCAGAUUUUUGAAAUGGUUUCCUUGCUCUAUGUCUGUCUAUUUUAUUUCUAUUGCUCUUAAAGAUGAUUGUAAUAACAUCGGCUCAAAACCAAAUAUUCCAAAGCUUCUCCUGUUCAUAUUGUGAUAGUAUGAAUUUAUGCAUAAUGACAAUCAGUAUACUCAGUGCUCCAUGGCUGCUUGCUGAUGUAAAGAGCAUACAUUCUGUUUCCGGUUAUUGUCAUCAUAUUAUAUUUAUACACACUGUAAGCACAGUAGGGAAACCCGGUGUGUAUGUGUGCU
Messenger RNA from Etheostoma spectabile (orangethroat darter), 4315 nucleotides. RefSeq names its product nuclear factor of activated T cells 2a (gene nfatc2a). Gene Ontology annotation, molecular function: DNA-binding transcription factor activity, RNA polymerase II-specific; RNA polymerase II cis-regulatory region sequence-specific DNA binding; transcription factor binding. The record is from RefSeq and is a predicted model, not a curated record. Gene Ontology annotation, biological process: cytokine production; calcineurin-NFAT signaling cascade; regulation of transcription by RNA polymerase II. NCBI's taxonomy places the organism in Eukaryota, Metazoa, Chordata, Actinopteri, Perciformes, Percidae. Gene Ontology annotation, cellular component: transcription regulator complex. The coding region runs from base 487 to 3141 and encodes 884 amino acids. The transcript is spliced from 10 exons.